AUCCGCCCGCUCUGGUCUCUCACUCGCUCGAAUUCUCAACAAUGGCGAACGUAAUUGGAAAAUACUGAACGCGAGUGCAAAGAAAAUGUGAAAUUACCCAAAGCUGCAACAGUGUUUAAAGAUUGAAAAGCAAUUAAAGAGGCGAUAAUAUGCCAGAAACAACAAACCAAAAGUGACUGCAAGUGCAAACUGAAAACGGAUCGGAAGUCGCAGAUAUUAGUUCCCUCUCGCUCGCUCUUUCUUUACCCCCCACCCCCCGACCGGCUGUUGAAGCAAAGUGUUUUGCAAAAUGAGAUUCUGCGUUGUGGUUUGUUGCGUGUUAUUUUUGCUGGGCAGCGGGCCUAUUGCAUCAGCUAUAGUCAAAGCAAAACAGGCCGACUCUGCAGAAGUCGUCAGCAGCGGCGAGGAUGAAAAGGCGGACUGCACGGACCUCGCACGCGACGAGGAGGCGCUGAUGGUGUUCUCCACUUUGGGCGGUGGACUGACGGCCAUCGAUCCGGUGACCAGCGAAAUACGCUGGACGAUAGCAGAUGAUCCCCCCAUAGUAGCGGAACCUCAGGAGAAUGUGCAAGUUCCACACUUUUUGCCCGAUCCGCGGGAUGGCAGCAUUUACCAGCUGGGCCAGAUGGGCAGCCUUAAAAAGCUACCGUACACCAUUCCACAACUGGUGGCCAAUGCUCCCUGCCGCUCCUCCGAUGGAAUCCUGUACUCUGGGAAGAAAAGCGACACAUGGUAUAUGGUGGAUCCCAAGACAGGCAGGCGGGAAAAGGUCAUGGGUUUCGGAGAUGCCAGCGUGGAUAGCAAGGAGGGCGAGCAGAUUGGCUGGGCAACUUCGCGGGCCAUCUAUCUGGGACGGACCCAGUACACGGUCAUGAUGUUUGACAGUCUGGCCAAGAACAAGAAUGCCAAGCCCUGGAAUAUCACUUUCUACGACUACAACGCUGUGAGUGCCCCACCAGAACUGGCUAAGGAAUAUGAAUACAUUCACCUGACCACCACCAGUAAUGGACAAAUAGUGACCCUGGAUCGCAAACAGGGUAAAUUUCUGUGGCAGCGGGAUCUGAGCAGUCCAGUGGUGGCCGCUUUUCUCUUGGGACCAGAUGGUCUACUCAGCGUACCAUUCACCACAGUCUCCGAUGAGGCCUACCAGGCCAUAUUAGAGGAGUCUAAAACUGGAAAUGUGAACACCGUAAAGCUAUUUCAAUCGCUGUACGUGGGCGAGCACCAAAAAGGGCUUUAUGCCCUUCCCUCCCUGGUAGACAAGAAUACUCCACGAAUUUCCACGUCGCCACCAAUAAAACUUCUCGAUGGACCUGCGGGCGAUCAGAACAGCAACCAGGAGACCGAUCCCCGCACCAUUUACAUAAACGAUGUGCUGCAAGAGCAUCCAGGCAUUAUGCUGGGACACUACAACAUGCCCAAUGAGGGAAAUGGCAAUUUGCAGCUAUCACCCACGCCAUCAAGCGGCAAGGUGGUUCAGAGUCUGGCCACCAUACACAACUACAACGAUGGCUACGGCCUGCUGGCGAACAACGAAAAGAAUGCCGCCGACAUUGGUGUGCAAACGGAUCCGGAACUGGUGGAGAUUGGCAUGGAUCAGCGGGCAAAUGGAAAUACUAUCAAUCGGACCAAGACAAUCAUCCUGCAGAACAGCAACAAGGUGCAGGCAUUUAUUAACGAGUGGUUUAUGGAGCAUCCGAGCGGAAAGGUGCAUCAGAUUCUGAUUGUCAUAGUUCUGGGCAUGAUUGCCUUGUUCUGGUACACCUGCAGCACUAUGCGGGAGUUGCAAAAGCAGAGCGAAAACGGCUCUAAAACCUCUGCUAUAGCCCAGAAUGGUUCUAAUGGCAGCACCGGCAGCAACGGAAGCAAUGCGAGUGCCGAGGACCUGGUGGACUUGGGUAACGGACAGGUGCGUGUGGGCAAGAUCAGCUUCAGCACAAACGAGGUGUUGGGCAAGGGCUGCGAGGGAACCUUCGUCUUCAAGGGCACCUUCGAGGAGCGUUUCGUAGCCGUCAAGCGGCUGUUGCCCGAAUGCUUCACAUUUGCAGAUCGCGAGGUGGCCCUGCUUCGCGAAUCGGAUGCACAUGAGAACGUGGUGCGGUACUUCUGCACCGAACAGGAUCGCCAGUUCCGCUACAUAGCCGUCGAACUGUGCGCGGCCACUCUACAGGAUUAUACCGAAGGAGAUCGCUCGCUGGAGCUUCAGAAUCACAUUGACGUUUGGCAGGUGCUGAGUCAGGCUUCCGCCGGAUUGAGCCAUCUUCACUCCCUGGACAUUGUGCAUCGCGACAUCAAGCCGCAGAAUGUUUUGAUAUCACUACCAGAUGCUAAGGGCAAAGUUCGGGUAAUGAUCUCCGAUUUUGGACUGUGCAAGAAGCUCAAUUUCGGCAAAACCAGUUUCUCACGCCGCUCGGGUGUAACUGGUACCGAUGGAUGGAUAGCCCCGGAAAUGAUGCGGUCCCAGCGGACGACAACUGCGGUGGAUGUCUUCUCACUGGGUUGUGUCUACUACUAUGUACUGAGUGGAGGUCACCAUGCCUUUGGCGAUACUCUAAAGCGGCAGGCCAACAUACUCUCGCAUGAGUUCAAUCUAGCCAAGCUGCGUACAGAAGAUGACAGCGAGAUUAGUCGAAUUAUACUUGCUGAGCAGUUAAUAUCUGACAUGAUACACAAGGACCCACAAUCGCGCCCUCCGGCACGCUGUAUUGGCAACCAUCCGCUGUUCUGGGAUGAGCCCAAAAUGCUCUCGUUCCUGCAGGACGUCAGUGAUCGUGUGGAGAAGUUGCAAUUCCAUGCCGAGCCACUCAAGUCGCUGGAGAAGAACGGCCGUAUUGUGGUACUCGAAGAUUGGAAUGUGCAUCUGGACCCGUUGAUCACAGACGAUUUGAGGAAGUAUCGCGGUUACAUGGGCGCCAGUGUGAGAGAUUUGCUUCGUGCACUGCGCAACAAGAAGCAUCAUUAUCACGAGCUUACGCCAGCCGCCCAGGAGAUGCUGGGAUGCAUUCCGCACGAGUUCACCAACUACUGGGUGGACCGCUUUCCGCAGCUCAUCUCGCACGCCUACCACGCGUUCAGUAUUUGCUCAAACGAGCCGGUCUUCAAGCCGUACUACAGUGCUGGCUAUCACUUUUCCCGUCCGUGGUACUUCGAUGCGGACGAUGCCUUGUUCCCCAUGCUGAUGCGGGAUCCCAAGCCGCUGCCCAAGAUAGGGAGUCCAAAGAGGACGCCGCCGCCUGCUAGCAGUCAGGCUCAGCAGUUGAAGCAAAGGAAAGGGCUCUACAACUUCCGUAAGCCCAGCGAUGAGCUGCCUAUUGCCGGAGUCGGGCUGCAGCGCAAUCUGGAGCUGGAUGGGCAACCACUGGAGCCCGAUGGAAAGCGAGAUGUGUUUGCCAACUUUAAGUUCCGGCGCUACUCCAAGCCGGGAAGCAAUCGCAAUUACAACGGUGGCCACAAGGACACGCAGGACAAGGAAAAGUAUGUUAGCUGGACGCUGCCGCCUUCAACGCAAGACUAGGGCAAAGACCCCUAAUGAUCAGCAUAGAUAAGAUGUAGUUUUGUUCAUUUAUUAAUUUAAUUAUUAUGAUUUAAUUGUGCAAUUUGUGUAUAUGCAACUAUUCCAAAACGAUUCCCAUUUCAGUUCUUAGCAAAAAUAUUCAACGAUAAUGAGAUGAAGAUAAACUAUUUUGUAUACCAUAGUAAGAAUAAUGUAAAGUGUGUCGUCUGUCGAAUACACGCAAUUUAACUGUGAUAAUUUAUAAUUUUUUGUUUAAUGCCCAAGUGCAAAUUGAUCUAGACAAAUAGUUGGAGUUUUAUCUAUAGUACUUAGACUUAUUGUAUAUUUAUCCAUUAGUUAAGUGUCCUAUCCCAACACUCCGCCAAUUUCUGGAGAUCUUUGAGAAGCGAAAUAUUUUUAGUUUUUAAUAUUUACUAAACAAGCACUUAGUAUUAAAGUUAAAGAAUGGAAUGUUUCAGUUGACGGACAACUUAUGCUUGAUUACGAGCUGCAUUUUCUAUGAAAUCUUAAGCUUAAUCAAAAUCAAAACUAAAUAAAUAUGUAAUACAAAUUUUACAAAACAA
Drosophila elegans is the source of this 4077-nucleotide messenger RNA. RefSeq names its product serine/threonine-protein kinase/endoribonuclease IRE1 (gene Ire1). The record is from RefSeq and is a predicted model, not a curated record. Gene Ontology annotation, cellular component: IRE1-TRAF2-ASK1 complex. The coding region runs from base 290 to 3514 and encodes 1074 amino acids. NCBI's taxonomy places the organism in Eukaryota, Metazoa, Arthropoda, Insecta, Diptera, Drosophilidae. Gene Ontology annotation, molecular function: protein serine/threonine kinase activity; ATP binding; RNA endonuclease activity. The transcript has 7 exons. Gene Ontology annotation, biological process: mRNA processing; intrinsic apoptotic signaling pathway in response to endoplasmic reticulum stress; protein phosphorylation.